AUGGACCGUACCCAAGUGGUCACCGAGAGCAUCAGAGAUGACGAGAUCAUCGACAAGAAGAGGAGGGCUGCCGUCGUCAAAUUCAGGCCCGUCCCAUACGAGACCAUCUCACUCACGUUCCCACUCUCGGAACUUUUCAGUUUCUUCUUCCCCUUCGCUUUCUAUUUCACUUUCACACAAUUCCAUGAACGAUAUGCCAUCUCUUUCUUCUUCUAUUUCUUCACAAUCAUUGGGUUCCAUCAACAACAAGCGACCAAACUCGCAUCAUCUGACGAAAACAUUAACCUUGGGGACAAGGAUUCUGUCAGGAGACGCGCACUUUGGGCUCUUGAAGGCAAGACCGACCUCCGUCCCUUCUCCAAGGUCGAGAUUCCGGAACUCAAUACCCCAGAAAUUGAGAGGCGGAUGGCUGAUUUUCCGAGCAAGCCGUCUUUCCCUCCUGGCUUUGGGAGCGGCUUCGGCACUGGCCUUAAUGCAGUCGCUGGCAAGCGCGAAUCUUUUGGUAAACACUUCGUGUCCUCUUCUAGCAAGGACCAAUUGCAUACCCUCAUAGAAGAGGAGGAAGAAGAGGAGGAGCGAGAGGAGGAGCAGUACUUUCCUCCGACUCCUGCUUCCAUCAAGGCACUCAACAACGCCGCUGUUUCCCAGCUUGAGAUAACCACGCCAUCUCCUUCACCUGCUCGUCACCGCCCUAUGGGGCUCAGUCUUCGUCCUCUGUCACUCACACCAGAGUCCUUGAUAUCUGCUGUCAACGGCGACUUGCCUACUCCCUCUUACACACCAAGCCCGAAGCCUUCUGGAUUAAAGUCAUUGACUCUUUCAUCUUCACCUAGCCUGAAUUCUUUAUCCUCUAUGAACGAAAAUACCAUCACGAAUAUUUCUACGACCGUCACCAGGCGUCAGUCUUUGACAUCGUCCCCUAUCACCGGGCCCUCCACUACUUUUUCUCGUCGCUCUUCGUUGAAUUUUCGGACCGACAGCCUUUCAUCAAUGUCAUCCGUCGAAGCACCAGAGCCUCUCAAGAGACGAAGCAGCAUUGGAUACAAGCCUUCCCUUCAUACCCAUAUUGUCGCCGGACUUCCUACUCCUGACCUGACGCCCACUUCCGAUCGCCGGGCAUCGACAGAUUCCGAGAGCGAUUGGGUGCCUCGCCCACUCUCUGGCAACGAGCACCAAUUUCUCUACAAAUCCCAACAGGCCCUGUUGGCUCGCAUCACGGAUCUGGAACGCGUCCUGUCUAAUCGACCCCGCUCACGUCCUUUAUCAUCAGCAUCCGAUGUAUCUGCUCGAAGCUCUUUUUUUGGCACAUCGGAGCCCAGUGACGAGAUGCUGCAACUCAUUACAGAUCUCAAAGCUGAGCGCGACGAGCUGAAAAGGGAUGUCGAUGGGUGGAGAACGCGUGUCGCGGACAUGGACAAGCAGAUAGCCUUAUUAGCCCGGAGAGUGGAUCAGGAAAGGAGGGAAGCCUGGGUUGCUCGUGAGCGACUCGGGUUGGUAGAAGUCGAGAAGCGAGCGAUCGCGAAGCUUGCAGAAGAGAAAGCGACAAAGGCUGACGAGGCGCUUGGGGAGCGUGACGCUUUAAGGGUAGAAUUCGCCAAGUUGCAAGGGGAUAUCGAGAGGGGCAAGCAAGCGGAGGAGGAAGUUACUCGUUUGAAGGCCGAGUUGGCACAGGAGAGAUCGAGAAGAGAGGAAGUCGAAAGGGAGUUGGAGAGUGCUGGGUUACUCGCCACCCCUACACCGCCCAAAUAUGAGGUACCGUCUCAGCAGGCACCCUUUAUCCGCCGCAGAGGCCUUGGUCUCAGCUCUAUCGACUCUGAAAGCUCGUUCACUGAUGUUGAGUCUGUGGACGGAAUUUACGGGAAGGCUGGUGUAGAGUUGAAGGCAGUGGUAGAGGAGGAUGAAGACAGUCAAGUCUAUUUCGACGAGGAGGACGGAUUGGCUGGAUACGAAGACGAAGAGGAUUCUGACAUGAGUUUCGCGUCCCCCGGCGGCUCUUCCCUCGGUUCCGUCCACGACUUUACCCGUUCGAGCAGCCGCCCUCGGCUCGGUAUCCCAACAGAUGCUCCUCUAUCCGGCUCUGUCUCGCCCGACCAUUCAAAUUCCUCAUCUCCAUCUCAUGACCGUCAUUCAUCACUCUCGAAGGCUUGGUCUUUCCCAGCCAAGGGCACAGCCCCCACUCCUUUCGCUCGCCAGCUCGAAGAAGUCGAUCGUUUCUUUGGCUGCUUAGAGGACUUGGACGACUCUCCACCUAGUGACUAUGGCUCUCGGAGCCCAUUUGCUAAGGGGUUCUCGUUCGAUACAUCAGACGAUGACGAGCUCCCACCAUUCGUCCUCCCAGCUGACGUGGGGGUUGAAGUCGUUGAGGAGCCAGUGAAAGGUUUAUUGGAUGUCGUAGUGGAGGAGGAAGAACCCGAAGAGGAAGGCUAUCUCGAGGAAGACAGUGAAAUACUAGGCGAAGAGGUCGAUGGUGGCAUAAGGUUCACUUUCACAAUCCCCCCACAAUUUGAUUCGCCGGCAUCGACAGAAUAUGUUAAGACUCCUUCUCCUCCUCCUCACAGGAAGCCCGUUCCAUUCUAUGAACUGUCCAGCGACGAGGAUUCGUUUUCCUUGCCGCAGUCAUUGUUCACGUCUCCUGUCAGUGAGCACGUUAAGCUCGAGACACCUUCUUGUCAGUCUCCCACUAGGCAAGGGAAGCGGUCUCCUUCUUCCAUCCCUCGUGCAACGUCUCUCAAACGCUUUGACAUGCCCACAAAGUUGCCUGCUCCUGUUUUUACGACAUCCGACCAAAUCUCCUUCGUCACUCCUCCUUCCCAGCGUGGCGGAGCUAGGCCCUCUUUUAUACCUCAGCCUUCUGCUUCCCCUCUGCUCGUAUCAAAACAAAAUGUCCUUUCGCCUCCUACUUUUGUUCCUCAACCACAGCGCCAAAUUCACGCCGCCUCCAGGAUCCCUACGAACAGUGGGAAACCCCCCAAUGGUCUGAUCUCUCAGCACAGAUUUCCAUUGAAUCCUGCGAAGCUGUCGCACCACUGAAACAAGACAGUACAUGGUCGACUUCGGCACUCGCGACACGACUCUUCACGAACUUAUUACCUAACCCCGUGUCUCAAUGGGCUUCGCGAUUGAACAGCAAUGGGGCCGCGAUAUGUAUGAUACCCUCAAGCGAGAGUGCCAGCAGUACGGCGUCUUCCAGCGGACUAGAAGAAAUAAAGCAAAUCCAGCAGUUGACGCCAAAGAUGUUGUUCAAUAGUGGUAUGCAGGUAAAGCCCGAUGUAAAGCGAGGGUUUGUGUCAAAGGAGCAGCAGCUGAAAAGAUUGCGACUGAGGAUGGAAGAUGAAUGGAAAAUUCGAUCAGGAUCAUGAGAUCGUUCAUGGGUACCGAUAGAGUGGGCUGUUGGAUCAAGUUGGUGAUCACGGACGUCUUUUUCCAACGUACUUGCUAACUUUGUUUCUGAUUCAUGGCACCAUCCAAUCCAGCAUACCCUCUAUACCACGGGCAAUCAUAUCCCAUUCAACACACUAUCUCCUCAUGUCUCUUCAAUGCCCCUUUUCGAUUCUUUUGCGAAUAUGGACUAGUAUUAUUAUUUCGCUUCCUUACCCACUUGUUGACAUUAUAAACCCCACCCCCCUUCGUGAUCCCAUUUCUUGUUGACUAUCGGUUCUUGCGUUCACAUAUACGUAGAGCUUGAUGCUCUCGUAUCACACCAGAUACUUCGUGCAUUUGCAUGUUGCUUGUAAUGUAUUUUUGGAUUCAAAUAC
Molecule: messenger RNA, 3755 nt
Organism: Heterobasidion irregulare TC 32-1
Lineage: Eukaryota; Fungi; Basidiomycota; Agaricomycetes; Russulales; Bondarzewiaceae
Exons: 5
Coding region: 1-3030 (1009 amino acids)
Source: RefSeq, a predicted model, not a curated record